Angiostrongylus costaricensis is the source of this 558-nucleotide messenger RNA. Lineage: Eukaryota; Metazoa; Nematoda; Chromadorea; Rhabditida; Metastrongylidae. The record is from the annotation of a GenBank genome assembly.
AUGCGAGGAGAAGAAGCAAUGUAUCCAAUGGCUACGAAGCAGAAUGCACUCGGAACAGACCAUAUGCUCCAAAGUUCGUUUGUUAUGAAUGAUGAUGAAACUGUGUCAGUAAAUGGCAACAGUCGCAAAACUGGUAAUAUCAUAGGUCUUGAUGAUGUCGGUGUAACAGCCAUCAACAUUCUUCCAAAAAUGCUGUCCCCAGCAGAUGUGAAGAAACACGUGAGAGCUUCGCUUAAAUCCGUUCCAGUCGGCAAAUCACCGGCAGAACUCCAAAAUGGAAAAGAUUUCUACAAAUUCUUCUUCACAAAUUACCCCGAUCUUCGCCGUUAUUUCAAAGGGGCAGAAAACUUUACGGCCGAGGACGUUCAGAAAAGUGAGAGGUUCCAAAACCAAGGUCAACGUCUUCUACUCGCGGUCCACCUACUUGCCGAUACCUUUGAUGACGAAGCAACGUUUCGUGCGUACGCACGUGAAACAAUAAAUCGACACCGUAUCUUCAAGAUGGAUCCGGUACUUUGGUCGGUAAGCAUUCACACGUCAUUUGCUUUUUCUGUGUAA